AUGUCUUCUUCAGCUCCCAUAUUUCUGCUUCUCAUCAUCUUUUCCACUUUCAUCAACAUCAACAUCUCAUCAUCAUUAAUCAAUUAUCCUGACCGUUACAUCAAGUCAUUAACAAAUCCUCAAUCACCAAACACAACAACAGAAUACACUCAAGUAACAACACCGUCACCACCCAAUCCAAUUAAUCCAAACUGUUCAGUCCUUGUUCUCCAAAAUGAUUUCAAUAACACCUUAGGUUCACCACCGUAUUCUACACUCUAUUCUCCUCCGGCCAAUUGUUCUGGUCCGUGGAACAAAAUCUACCUCGAGUAUAAUGUCAGUUGUGAUGGGAAACAGUACGAUAGAAUCUCAGGUGUUUGGCUUAAUGGUGUUGAAAUUUUAAGAACAAGUACAGCCCAACCAAACCCUUCUGGGUUAUCCUUCUGGAAAGUUCGGAAAGAUGUUACCAAGUAUUCAUCAUUGUUUAAUCAAUCUAAUUUAACAUUAUCUGUGAUGCUUGAAAAUCUUGUUAAUCAUGAGUUUACUGGUGUUUAUCAUGUUAAUCUUUCAUUAUUAUAUUAUCAAGAUCAAGAUGUUAUAAAUGUCCAGCCAGUUGAGCCCAUUCAAGUACAACCACUCAAAUUGAGUAGAAAGCUAGGGGGUUUAGGUUUAGCCGACAACACUUACAAUGCUGGCGAAACAACAGCGGAUUUGAUACUUCCAGUUUCUGGCAGUGGUUGGUUUUGGAUUCAAAAUGGGUUAGAUAUUCAUUCCAACACGAUUCAGAUUCCACAAAAUACUAGAAAAGCUGUUUUGGAAAUUUAUGUUUCAUCUCAUGGGAAUGAUGAAUUUUGGUACUCUAAUCCGCCCAACUCUUACAUUGAACAGAAUAAUUUGACUACCCAGAGAGGGAGUGGAGCUUUCCGGCAAGUGUUUGCGACGGUUGAUGGGGUUACCGUUGGUUCUGCGACUCCAUUUCCUGUUAUUUAUACUGGUGGGAUUAAUCCAUUGUUUUGGGAACCUGUUGUUGCUAUCGGAGCAUUUAAUUUUCCUACUUAUGAUUUCGAUUUGACUCCGUUUCUCGGGUUUCUAUUAGAUGGAAAGAAUCAUUCUUUUGGUCUUGGUGUUACGGAUUGUAUUUCAUUUUGGCUUGUUAGCGCCAAUCUUCACCUUUGGUUGGAUCAUGGGUCGGACAUUGUUCAGGCGCAAUCGAUUUCCUAUCUAACUCCUCCUAUUGAGUUCAAAAUAAAAUCAAAAACUGACGGUCUGGAUGGGAAAUUCAAGAUUAAAGGAAAGAGAGAAACAGAGUACUCAGGCUGGGUUAAUUCAUCGACCGGGAACUUUACGACACGAAUUACUGAAAAGUUCAAGUUCAAGAAUAAAAUCAAGAUCAAGAACUAUGGCCAGGAAAAUCAAGUGAAACAGAAGAUUAAAGUGAAGACUGAGAUUAUAGUUGAAAAUGAGAUUGGUCAGGAGAUUAGUAAGUUGAGUAUAAGUAGGAAGUAUCCACUUAAAAUUAAAAUCUCGACGUUGCCCGGAGCCGACAAGGAUACAUUUUUAUCGAUUACUAAUGUUUCUAAUUCAUUGGAAGAGACGUAUACAAGUCGUUCUUUAUCACCAAAUGAGGAAGUAGAAAAAUCUGUUGAGAACAGUCAAGAUUCAGGUGGAUGGAUGCUUGUUAAAGACCAUUCUGUUAUAUUGGGCACGGGGAGUACAGCACAAACAUAUAGUUACCAAGAUCAAAAUGGUCACUACUCUAGAGUUGUUUCUGCCGCUAAUGGUAAAAUUUCACAAGACAAUUCGACUCUUACUACUACUAGCGCGUCGUCGUUGUCGUUGUCGUUGUCUACUUAA
This is a messenger RNA of Papaver somniferum (opium poppy), 1833 nucleotides long. RefSeq names its product peptide-N4-(N-acetyl-beta-glucosaminyl)asparagine amidase A-like. Lineage: Eukaryota; Viridiplantae; Streptophyta; Magnoliopsida; Ranunculales; Papaveraceae. The record is from RefSeq and is a predicted model, not a curated record. The transcript has a single exon. The coding region runs from base 1 to 1833 and encodes 610 amino acids. Gene Ontology annotation, cellular component: vacuole.